AUGACCAUCACUUUUAUAGUCCUUCUCUGCUUCGAGACACUGCUCACACUGAUCAUCUGGGCAGAGCCAGGCCCUGCAGUGGCCCAGGGGAAGCCUGUGAGCAUCUGGUGUCAGGGGUCUCAGAAAGCUGACCAGUACUUCCUGUACCAGGAAGGGGUCUCGGAGCCCUUGAGAAGGGAGUUUCCCCUGGGACCCAGCAGCAAGGCCAAGUUCCCAUUCCCACACAUGACCUACCACCUUGCUGGGCGCUACUCCUGCUUGUAUCACAGACAAACAAGCUGGUCAGUUCCUAGCAAGCCUCUGGACUUGGCAGUCACAGGUGAGCAGGCACUUCCAUCUACACAGGUGUCUAGGAAACCAUCCCUGUCAGUCUUGUCAGGGCCGGUGGUUGCUCCUGGACAGAGCCUGACCCUCCAGUGUCGCUCUGAUGUUGGCUACGACAGAUUCGCUCUGUCCGAGGAGGGAGCAGGUGACCCUCCCCGGCGCCUUGGCCGGCAGCCCCACGCUGGGCUCUCUGGGGCGAACUUCGACCUGGACCCUGUGAGACCCUCCUACGGGGGCCGGUACACAUGCUAUGGUGGACAGAACCUCUCCUCCGAGUGGUCGGCCCCCAGUGACCCCAGGGACAUCCUGGUCGCAGGGGCCAACUCCCACAAUUCUGCCAAGCCGGGGCCCUCUGUGGCCCCAGGAGAGAAUGUGACCCUGCGGUGUCAGAGCCCCAGCUUGUUUGAUGCGUUCCUUCUGUCCAAGGAGGGGGAAGCGGCCCCCGCCCUGCACCUCAGAUCUCAGCACCAAGAUGAGGAAUUUCAGGCGAACUUUGACUUGCGCCCUGCGACGCUGGACCACGGGGGGACUUACAGGUGCUACGGGUCACUCAGCAGCACCCCUUUCCUGCUGUCACACCCCAGCGACCCCCGGAAGCUCAUGGUCACAGGGGCUCCUGUUACUAUCACCCCAUCAGACUCCACGAGCGUCCCACUUCCAGAUCACACACUGGAGAAUCUCAUCCGAAUGGGUCUGUCUGCCCUGGUCCUGGUGGUGCUAGCAGUGUUGGUGUUUCAGGCAUGGCACAGCCAGAGAAGUGCCCAAGGUGAAACCAAGAGGUGCUUACUGCACGGCUCCUCCCCCAGCAUCAGCUCCUGGAAUCAGCACUCUUCUGCGUGAGCCUCUGGUGCUUUC
This is a messenger RNA of Callorhinus ursinus (northern fur seal), 1179 nucleotides long. NCBI's taxonomy places the organism in Eukaryota, Metazoa, Chordata, Mammalia, Carnivora, Otariidae. The record is from RefSeq and is a predicted model, not a curated record.